AUGGGUCGUAUGCAUAGUAAAGGAAAGGGAAUUUCAUCUUCCGCAAUUCCAUACUCAAGAAAUGUUCCUUCAUGGUUCAAGUCCUCUCCAGAGGCUGUCGUUGAGCAGAUCCUGAAGUACGCCAAGAAGGGUAUGACUCCUUCUGAGAUCGGUGUUGUUCUCAGAGAUGCUCAUGGUGUUAACCAGGUUAAGGUUAUCACUGGUAACAAGAUCAUGAGAAUCUUGAAGUCUAACGGUUUGGCCCCAGAGCUUCCAGAGGACUUGUACUUCUUGAUCAAGAAGGCUGUCAACGUCAGAAAACACUUGGAAAGAAACAGAAAGGACAAGGACGCCAAGUUCAGAUUGAUUUUGGUUGAAUCCAGAAUCCACAGAUUGGCCAGAUACUACAGAUCCGUUUCUGUCUUACCUCCAACCUGGAGAUACGAGUCUGCCACUGCUUCUGCUUUGGUUAACUAA
Molecule: messenger RNA, 456 nt
Organism: Brettanomyces bruxellensis
Lineage: Eukaryota; Fungi; Ascomycota; Pichiomycetes; Pichiales; Pichiaceae
Gene: RPS13
Product: ribosomal 40S subunit protein S13
Exons: 2
Coding region: 1-456 (151 amino acids)
Biological process (GO): translation
Cellular component (GO): nucleolus; ribosome; cytosolic small ribosomal subunit
Molecular function (GO): small ribosomal subunit rRNA binding; structural constituent of ribosome
Source: RefSeq, a predicted model, not a curated record